Cladophialophora immunda is the source of this 984-nucleotide messenger RNA. RefSeq lists its product as uncharacterized. The transcript has a single exon. NCBI's taxonomy places the organism in Eukaryota, Fungi, Ascomycota, Eurotiomycetes, Chaetothyriales, Herpotrichiellaceae. The annotation marks the transcript as partial. The record is from RefSeq and is a predicted model, not a curated record.
GACUUUGGGUCGGCAACAACGGUUGGCCCUCAACAGUAUCCAAGGAAGGCAUUUAUGUCAAUCCAUUCUAAUCAUAUCAUCUGCCUCUGGGUCUGGGGGCUCGUAGAUCGGCCGCUGCUCAAGUUGGCACUGCAACAUGAUACUCCACGUUGUGCGAUAUAUGCCGACGGUAUGAUCCACGUGGGAGGCGAAUCCGGCUGUGUGAGAAGUAUAGAGCUCGCUAAGGCUCAGGAGUGUGGCUUGGCAGCAAGACAGGGUGAUCUUGAGUCUGGCAACCAUGGGUCUAGCUUGCUAGCAAGACAGUGUCAUCCUGCGUUUCAAACCCAGGGCACGGCCAUCAAUUAUCUCAGUAGGUACGAGGAUUAUCUCAUGACUUGUAGCGGCCGGGAGGUUAUCCUUUUGGACCCAGUGUCCGGCGCACAGAGGCAUUUAUGUCUUGAAGGGACCGAUUUGAGCAUCGAAAUCCAAAUGGCUCGGGUAGUCCACGCACAGUGGGUAAAUUACUUGAUGGUCGUUGGCGUAGCCUCGAACCAAACCUUGUGGGCCGCCACCCUGAAAUGGGACGAUCUCCGCCGUCUACAUUUUGAGUGGGGUCUGCUCCCCCAGAGUACCGUGCACUAUCAAGCUGACAGUCAGGAAUUGAUAUGGAAGCUUUCGGGCCAUGUUCAGUGGGACUACAAGGUCCAAGCGGUGCGAGAUCUGACGGAGGACGGGGAGGUGGUGGUCCACACCACUGACGGAAAGUGUUGGCAGCUGCACCUCGCAGCUCGCUGCGCUACUAUCAUUCAAAACAUCUCCCCCGCCGCACAUUACGUGUCGGGGGGGCACAUGUCCGAUCGGUUUUGCAUUAUGUCGUGUCCCGACUCUGAGAAGGAAGGGGUUGCUAUGUGCGAAGUCGUCGAAGACCGGUCGUGGCAAGCGCCAGACCUACCGGAUAUCCAUGAGCCGGUCUUCCGGACAUCGGAGAGUCAAGAAAGGUUUUGA